Molecule: messenger RNA, 3094 nt
Organism: Diospyros lotus (date-plum)
Lineage: Eukaryota; Viridiplantae; Streptophyta; Magnoliopsida; Ericales; Ebenaceae
Product: transcription factor PIF3-like
Exons: 9
Coding region: 563-2728 (721 amino acids)
Biological process (GO): regulation of DNA-templated transcription
Molecular function (GO): protein dimerization activity; DNA-binding transcription factor activity
Source: RefSeq, a predicted model, not a curated record
CCUUCUUCCGUGGUUCACCUGCAAGUCGCAAGCCUUUCGCCGCCUUCCAUGAGUGUUUAGAUCUUCCCCCCCUUCUCUCUCUCUCUCUCUCUCUCUCUCUCUCUACACAUAUAUAUAUAUUUAACAAGUGUGGUUCUUGACUUCUUUCUUCUUGGAGGUCAAAUACAGCUGGUUGGUGAAGAUCAAAGCUUUGGGAAAGCUAUGUAAUGCAUAUGGAUUGGAGUUUUUUUGGUGGGUUCGAGGAAUUUUUAUUGCACAGAAACAGAAAGCCCAUGAGGCUUGACAAAUGAGGUUGGAGUGACUCUGAUUUUCCCAAAAAGUUUAAUCUUUUGUGGUGAUCUUGGCAAGGCUUUAGUGGGAAGUGUGAGCUGGUGUUGGAGAGGUUCUUGGGUUGGAACUGAAGUUUGAUACGGUUUGAAGAGUUUUAGCCUUUUGGGUUCGUUCCAGAUUAUGGCGGUGGAACUUGGAGGAUACAAAUAACACCUAAGUGCUCUGAUCAGUGGUCUCUCUGUGUAGUAGCAGCGGUGGUGGUGGAGACCGGUGGUGGUUUCAGCUCUUUAUCAUGCCUUUGUCAGAGUUCUAUAGAAUGGCAAGGGGGAAGCUUGAAUCUGCCCAACAGAAAGCAAGCACUUGUUUAACCGAUUUCUCUUAUUUACCCGAUAACGAUUGUGUUGAACUAGUCUGGGAAAAUGGUCAGAUUAUGAUGCAAGGUCAGACCGGUGGAGCUAGAAGAAGCCCUAAUUCUUUCAAUUUUCAUUCUCAAACUGCAAGACCUCGAGAUAGAGAUCAGGGGAAUGCUACCAAUUCGAAGCUUGGGAAGUUUGGGGUAAUGGAUUCUGUUUUUAGUGAUUUUGCGGCAUCAGUGCCCUCGGGGGAGUUGGGUUUGGGCCACGAUGAUGAUAUGGUGCCUUGGUUGAACUAUCCCCUUGAUGAUUCUCUACAACAUGGCUACUGCUCUGAGUUGUUGCCCGAAUUAUCCAGUGUUACCGUAAAUGAACUGUCUGCCCAGAAUAGUUAUUCAUCGAUCGAUAAAAGAAGUAGUUGUAACCAGACAAUUAGAAGUUCAAAUGGUGUUACUGUACAUAAUGGUGCCAGUUUAGAGCAAGCACAUGCAUCCAAGGUUUCGUCUUCAGAAAUUGGUGAGUCCUCAAGAUCGAAGAAUGGCCAGUUCUGUCCAUGGUCAUUUCAGGGAAGUCAAGCUUCGAUUCCAUCUCUUAGAUCAGGAGUUUCAGGUAUUUUGGUCAAUAAUACAAGUAAUUCGAAAGAUGCUGCCUGUGGAGAUUCUGUUCAGCCUCAUCCUUCAGCGGGCGGUAGUCCUAGCAUAAAGGUUCAGAAACAAGAUUCAGGACAGUCUAAUGCUAACCCUAGUUUUAUGAAUUUCUCCCAUUUCUCCAGACCUGCAGCUCUUGUCCGAACUAACCUUAAAAAUGUCAGUACUGUGGGCACUUUGGGUACAUCAGCUGCUGAGGGGAUGGGAGUUAAAACUAAGGGGACUGCUCCAGGAAGUAGCAAUGUUGCAGACUCCGCACCAAUUACUUUGAGUAGUGGUUUCAGAAAAGAACUGGGUUCCAAUAACCAAUCCAAUUUGGUGCCGCCCAAGGUAGAUCCAACACCAAUGGCAGCUAAGCCACUCGAAGAGUCAGCUAUUGCUGAGCAACCUGAAGCUGUUUGUGGAGAAGAUGCUGUUAAGAAUGACAAGUUGCCUGAUCAAGGUCAUGGUGCUAGUACGUGCGAGGGAAUUCCAGAUGGUGAAAAUACUGUGGAGCCGGUUGUUGCAUCUUCGUCUGUAUGUUCUGGCAAUAAUGUAGAGGGAGCUUCCAACAAUCUGACACAUAAUUUGAAGAGAAAAUGUCAGGACACUGAUGACUCUGAAGACCGAAGUGAAGAUGUUGAAGAAGAAUCAGUAGGUGUAAGGAAAGCAGUUCCUGCUCGAGGAGGUACAGGCUCAAAAAGAAGCCGAGCAGCAGAAGUGCAUAAUUUAUCUGAAAGGAGACGAAGAGAUAGGAUUAAUGAGAAGAUGCGUGCUUUGCAAGAACUCAUACCCAACUGCAACAAGGUGGACAAAGCUUCAAUGCUUGAUGAAGCAAUUGAAUACUUGAAGACACUCCAACUUCAAGUACAGAUCAUGUCUAUGGGAGCCGGGUUGUAUGUGCCGCCAAUGAUGUUACCAACCGGUAUCCGGCAUGUACAUCCAGCUCAGAUGCCCCAUUUCUCACCCAUGGCUGUUGGCAUGGGACUAGGGAUGGGUUUCGGGAUGGGUAUGUUGGAGACAAAUGGUGGAUCUCCUGGAUGUCCUAUGAUUCAGGUGCCCCCUAUGCAAGGAGCACAUUUCCCUGCUCCACCACCCCCUCCCGUUACCGGGGUUGCUAGUUUCCAAGGGAUUCCUGCACCUAACCUUCAGGUUUUUGGUCACCUUGGUCGGGGACUUCCCAUGUCGGCAGCACAACCACACCUGGUGCCAUUAUCAGGAGGAACUCCCAUAAAUUUAGCCAUGGGACUGAAUGCCAACGGGAUGACUGCUCCUAGGGAAAUUCCAAAUGCAAUUCCCUCCUCAAACUCUAAGGACUUGAUGCACCCGAAAUCUACUCAGGUCAAGGCAAAAAAUGAGUGCCUCCAGCAAUCUAAUUUGGUAGGUAAAAAUGACCGUGCUUCGGAUGUUGGCCGCGGUGAUGACAGGUUGACCAAGGAAAAUGAGGCCACACCUAGUACACCAGCUUGUUGUGACUGACAUCCAGUGUUAAACUUGUCAUCAUAGAAAUGGAAUCAUUUUGCAGUGUAUUGCAUUUGACUUCUGUCUAGCUGUCUGGCAAGUAUAGUUCGGUUAGCAAGGAAAAGGUCGUGUAAGUGUCAGAAUGAGGUGGGAAUUUUGUGAUAACCAUCUAUUUUAGCUGUGGUGUUGAACUACAAGUUGCACAGUUUUUUGUAUGUUGAAGAGACUUCAAAACAUGCUAAUCUCUUCUCUGUACAUUCAUAUAUAUAUGGCAUGCAUUUUGGAGCAAUGGCAAGUAGUGAACUUCUAGUAAAUGUAUUUAAAACUGUGUUCUGAAUGUGUCCGACCAUUCUUUGAAUUAAUGAAAAAAUAGCUAUUACCAUA